Molecule: messenger RNA, 679 nt
Organism: Fomitiporia mediterranea MF3/22
Lineage: Eukaryota; Fungi; Basidiomycota; Agaricomycetes; Hymenochaetales; Hymenochaetaceae
Exons: 7
Source: RefSeq, a predicted model, not a curated record
UGCUCUUGUUCUCUCUAGCCCAGUCCUCUGCCUACAAGCAUCCCAAUAAACAUCACUGUAUUUGUCUCUCUAAUCUGCCACUGCAAUGCUUGUGCUGAACCUCAGAUCCUGUGAUGACACGACUGAGCUGGCUACACCGUCCUUCAUUGUAAAGAUGCAAGCAACAGUCAACAAGUGUGCGCUUGCAACAAUACCAACGUACGACCACUCCCAUGGUACGACCCUCUCUUUGACAAUGUACGUGCUGUCCACCCCACGUGCAUUUACAUUCCUUAGUACAGUGGACAACACCAUAUUGAACAGAAGCAGUGGACCGCCACUUACCCCUCCUGAGCAGAGUCCGUCAAUACAUUCCACUUUGCCUUCUCUGUUCGAGCCACCUGAAUCAACUCAUUCAAUGCUCCGGAUCUCAACCUACAUACACCACUCACACUUGCUGCACGCUGUUACAGUGGUGCAGCCUCAACCUCCACAACCUGCUCGACCUCAACCCACACACACACACAAUUUGACUCACAGGUCCCAAGCGACAGCCAAACGUGGUGACAAAGACUACAUCAAACAGUCUAAGGAUGCGUUCAUCCUUUAGGCAGAGGCUGCUAGUGGUGCAGGGGUCAGGACUGUAGAAAUAAUGUAUCAUUUAUUAUUUUGUAUUAAAUAAUUAAAUAUAAUUAUAUUU